AACCCUGAAUGGCUCCUCGCAGGAGCGGGACCCGCGUGCCCGCGGACGUGGAUGGAGGACACGCACCAAUACAAAAGGGAGGUGUGGGCCUCCUGCCACCCCGGCCAUCCAAGAUGUCGAAAGGGAUUCUGGCCGAGUCCCGGUCACGCUGGCGUGCCCUGCGCAGCCCCCUGGGAAACAGGCCUGGAAUUCCUUUUAGGAGCAGAGUGGGGGAAGGCGAGCCAGCAGGAAUCCCCGAGUUACUGCCCCAGGCCAGCCAUUGGCCACCAGGAAAAGACUCUGGGCACAGAAUGGAGAUUUCGUUCUGACCUUACCAAGGAAAGUGACACCCCCAAGGGCAGCAGUGUGCUUCCUUCACGAAGGGCCACAUUUAUUUAUGAAGCCGGUCUGCAUUAAGGUCGCUUUUCCAGGCUUAGAGGCCAGAGUCCAUGGCUUCGUGGGGGGAAGGUUGGGCUGGUGAGGGCACAAAGAUGACUGCCCUAGCGGAGCGCAGAGCCUCACACGUGUUUUCUCUCCCCUCCCAACAGGUAAGGCUGGCCUCUCUUCGAUCAGAGGUCUGAGCUGUGCUAUGGGGCUAGGGAUGUCUUUAUUGCUGCAGUUUUCUCUGACAUCCGGGGCCUAUUGGAGUGUGGGUCGAAGCAGGCGCUGCAGCUGCACAAGUAUCCCCAGGAACAUCCCCAAGAGGAGCUGGAGAAAGCCUCACCCCCAGCUCUGCAGUCUCCUGGCAGAAGAAGCACCCAUGCUGGAACAGCGCUACAGGGGCCCCAUGGCCAUGGGCCCAGCCCCACCUCGACUUCUUUCUGGGCCAUCCCAGGAGUUAUCUCAGACCCUGGAGAAGGAGUCCAGCAGGCUGAGGCACCGAGGCACUCCAGUGGCCCAGCCAGGUGGCCAAGUCCCCAGCAAGGCCCAUCGCUGUGCCCACUGUCGAAGGCACUUCCCCAGCUGGGUGGCCUUGUGGCUUCACACCCGGCAGUGCCAGGCCCGGCUGCCUCUACCUUGCUCUGAGUGUGGCCGACGCUUCCGCCAUGCCCCCUUCUUAGCAUUACACCUCCAGGUCCAUGCUGAUGCCACCUCAGACCUGGGCUUCAACUGCCAUCUCUGUGGGCAGAGCUUCCAAGGCUGGGUGGCCCUGGUUCUGCACCUGCGCGUGCACUCAGGUGCAAAGAAGCCCAUUGCUUGCCCCGAGUGUGAGAGAUGCUUCUGUCGACAGAAGCAGCUCCAAGCUCAUCUGCAGAAGCACCACCCUCCUGCCCCUGAGGUCCGGCCCUUCAUCUGUGGCAACUGUGGCCGGAGCUUUGCCCAGUGGGACCAGCUGGUUGCUCACAAGCGCGUGCAUGUGGCUGAGGCACUGGAGGAGGCAGCAGCCAAAGCCCUGGGUCCGCGGCCUCGAGGCCGCCCAGCGGUGACAGCGCCCCGCCCGGGGGGAGACGCGGUGGACAGGCCCUUCCAAUGUGCCUGCUGUGGCAAGCGCUUCCGCCAUAAGCCCAACCUGAUCGCCCACCGCCGUGUGCAUACAGGGGAGCGGCCGCACCAGUGCCCCGAGUGUGGGAAGCGCUUCACCAACAAGCCCUACUUGACCUCGCACCGGCGCAUCCACACCGGGGAGAAGCCCUACCCGUGCACUGAGUGCGGCCGCCGCUUCCGGCAUAAACCCAACCUGCUGUCGCACAGCAAGAUCCACAAGCGGUCAGAGGGUUGCGCGCAGGCUUCCCUGGGCACCAGGAGCCCCCAGGUUCCAGCCUUGGCCCCUGAGCCCUCAGAGCCGUAUCCUGAGAAGCUGACCCCAGAAGCUGCCGAGCCUAUGCCCGAGGUACCCCUAGAACCCCCGCGGGACCAGGCAGAGGUGCCUCCGUCCCUGUACAGCUGCGAUGAUUGCGGGCGCAGCUUCCGCCUUGAGCGCUUCCUGCGCGCACACCAGCGGCAGCACAGCGGGGAGAGGCCCUUCACCUGCACAGAAUGUGGGAAGAACUUUGGCAAGAAGACGCACCUGGUGGCACACUCGCGUGUGCACUCGGGCGAGCGGCCCUUUGCCUGCGAGGAGUGUGGCCGCCGGUUCUCCCAGGGCAGCCACCUGGCGGCCCACCGUCGCGACCACGCCCCUGAGCGGCCCUUUGUCUGCCCCGACUGUGGCAAGGCCUUCCGCCAUAAGCCCUACCUGGCCGCCCACCGGCGCAUCCACACCGGAGAGAAACCCUAUGUCUGUCCCGACUGUGGCAAAGCGUUCAGCCAGAAGUCCAACCUGGUGUCCCACCGGCGCAUCCAUACCGGUGAGCGGCCUUAUGCCUGCCCCGACUGUGACCGCAGUUUCAGCCAGAAGUCCAACCUCAUCACUCACCGCAAGAGCCACAUCCGGGAUGGCGCCUUCUGCUGUGCCAUCUGCGGUCAGACCUUUGACGAGGAGGAGCGCCUCCUGGCCCACCAGAAGAAGCACGAUGUCUGAGAGAGGCCCUGGGUGACCUUCAAGACAGGAGCUUGGCACUGGCCAGGGGCACCUGCCUUGGCGCUGGUGGAGGGGACAGUGGGAAUCUCAGAAGGAAUAGAAGAGGUGUAGUGAGCUAAACCCUGGUAGCCCAUGGUCAGGGAAUCCUCAACAGAGCCAAAGGACCCAGCCUCAGGCUGGCAUUCCUAAAGUUCUAUCCUGACUGCCCUGUGCUCUCAAAACGUAGCAAUAGUAGCUCCAUCUACCGUUAGAGCCCUGGCUAGAGGAGCCACCAGUGGGAAGGAAGCUGCUCCAUCCUCUGGUGUUAACGCCUUAAUGUCCCUGUCUUUACUAUGAGUUACUUCAGGUCACUUUUGGAAGUAGGUGUGGAACAGUCUUUAGUUAAUGAGCACUUCACGGGGAGGGAAAGACCAGCUGGAUACACCUUGAGAACCUGCUGGCCUCUUUAGGCGGCACAGGACUUUUUUUUUUUUUCAGCACUCGGAUAAGGUUGAGGUGCUCUUACUUGUCCCCCUCCCUGCUACCCCUGCAUAGAAUCCCAGACCUGGAGGGGCACAUCUACUGUUAGCAAGUCCACCCUCUGCCUCCCCCAGAUGACAGCCCCAGGGCAUUUCCCUUUCCUGGCUGUUUUGCCUGAUCUGAAGAUCCUCUUCAUCCAGAACUUACUGUGUCACAGGAAAGAUUGGCUUCUUAAUGCAGCCAAAGGGAAGGUCCUCAUGCAUUUCCUUUUCACCUAUUCCAGCUUGUUCAUGCCAGCCUCUGCCUGAGCACCGAGGUCACCUAGAGCUCCCACCUCCGAGGCCCUGGUUCUAUUGUAGGAUGAUUCUAAUUGUUAGAAAUUACUCCUUAUGAUGAUUGAAAUCUGCUUCCUAUCAUUUCUACCUUUUGGGCCUUGUUCUGUCUUCUGGAUCUACAAAAAAACAACUGUUUACCUUCCUUUUCAAAUUAGAGAAUAAAGAUUUGGUUUUA
This is a messenger RNA of Fukomys damarensis (Damara mole-rat), 3409 nucleotides long. It is a transcript of the gene Repin1, whose product is annotated as replication initiator 1. The transcript has 2 exons. Gene Ontology annotation, cellular component: nucleus. Bases 569 to 2440 code for a protein of 623 amino acids. The record is from RefSeq and is a predicted model, not a curated record. NCBI's taxonomy places the organism in Eukaryota, Metazoa, Chordata, Mammalia, Rodentia, Bathyergidae.